Molecule: messenger RNA, 3195 nt
Organism: Pediculus humanus corporis (human body louse)
Lineage: Eukaryota; Metazoa; Arthropoda; Insecta; Psocodea; Pediculidae
Product: rab6 GTPase activating protein, gapcena, putative
Exons: 13
Coding region: 1-3195 (1064 amino acids)
Source: RefSeq, a predicted model, not a curated record
AUGGAGGACAGCAUAAGUAUUAAGUCCAAUGAAUCAGUUACAACCAGUGAUGAAUAUGAAUUUGUAGCCAAAACAGGAAUUAUAAAUAGUAACAAUACUUCUAAAGGAGAGCAACCUCUACUUGACAUAGCGAAUAAUGGUGAUUUAAAUGAUUUAUGUAUGCAACUAAAGGAAGUACUAAGUGAUGAAGAUAAAAUGGAAUCAGUAAAUACAUCUAAUUCAGAAUCUGUUACUGAAUUAUCUAAAACAUCAACUGAUAAGGAUUUCACCGAAUGUUGUAGUGAAAAAAAUGAUGACAAAAAAUCCGAAUAUGAUGAUGAUAUUGAUGUGUUUGAGGAUAUACAACAAGAGUGCACAAUUUUUAAUGGGGUCACAUAUCUUGGUUCGGCUGCUAUCAAUGCUCCCAAAAGUGAAAUUGAAAUUCAGAGAAAUAUGACUAUAUUAAAUGAACAAUCCUCAGAAGAAGCAAUAAGAGUGUCAGUUUCGGUACCAAGUUCAUCUGAAGGAGUUGUCGUGUUGUACGAUGCUGAUACUCAACAAGUGAUGGCACGCUAUGAAAUUUACCAAAUACUUUUUUACGCGAGAGGCCCUGCUGACACAUCUGAAGCAUCCUGUUUUGCAUUUACUUGGUCUCAUGGAGACAAUCAAGAAAACGCCAUUUUCCAGUGCCAUGUUUUCAGAUGUGACAUUCUUGAAGCCGUCGGACAAGUUUCAUCCUGUUUUGCAAAAGCCUUUCAAAAAAUUCCAUCUUCAAUGACGUCGAGCAUAAUGCAAUCAGAUGGGAAAAAUAUGCAAGUUUUUGUGUUUGAGGUAACGAUGGAAAUCAAAGAGGAAGAUGGCAGAGGUGGAUACAGCACAGUUCCAAAAGAUAGAAAUUGUUUUAAAUUAAGAGUUAAUUUAGAAAAAAUGUUAUGUUUGACCGUUCGACAAGUUUCCAGCAACGACAAACUUUUAGAAAUCGAAAGAUGUUUUGGAGUUUUAGUGAGUCCGGGCCGAAAUGUUAAACACAGCGAUAUGCAAUUACUCGAAAUGGCACGUUUUUCUGGAGCUGGAGAGACUUUGGUGGUUUUAAUAUCCGGACAGUGGAAUCCUUUGGAACCGGCUUUCAAACCUUUGAACGUUGAAACUCCUCGCGACAGUAAAAUAUUUAUGACAGUUGCAUUAGAUCUCGUUAUAAAAAGAAUUCAACAUCCGGUGCGUUUCUUAAUCGAAACCCCCGUUAAAAUUUGUCCUCAAAAUGAAAGAUUUUGGUACUUGAGUUCUCGCAAGUUGGUACAACAGUUUUACUUAAAUUUAAGAGCAAGCGAAUCGGGUGAUUCUUACGAAGUUCUCAGUAUUGAAACGUCCGGAGAAUUGGAUCGGAGCCGGCUAAGUUUAACUCUUAAUCUUGCUAAUUUUAUUUUAUCACCCAGUAUAAACUCUGUUGAAGAAAUCGUCACUCCCAGGGAAGAUGAAUCAGAUAACGACGAACCGAUGUUAAGCGGGACCGGUGACGUUUCCAAAGACUGUUCCAUUAUCGAACUUGAAUCGUGGGGUGACGUUUUGCCGAGGUGGAAAAGAGGAGAAGAAAGACCUCGACAAUUGACUGCUCUCGUUCAAAAUGGAAUACCUGAAGCGUUGAGGUGUGAAAUUUGGCAACGGUUGGCCGGGUGUGAAAACGAUAGAGUGAUGAUGGAUACAUUUAGAAUAUUAAUCACCAAAGAUUGCAAUUGCGAAAACGUAAUUCAACGUGAUAUUAAUCGUACAUUCCCGGCUCACGAUUUUUUCAAAGAAGCAGGAGGACUCGGUCAGGACUCGUUAUACAGGAUCUCAAAAGCCUAUGCCGUUUACGAUACAGAAGUUGGUUAUUGUCAAGGUUUAAGUUUUUUAGCGGCGACGUUACUUUUACACAUGCCUGAAGAACAAGCAUUUUGCGUUUUGAUCAAAUUAAUGUAUCAAUAUCGCCUUAGAUAUUUAUAUAAAGAUGGUUUCGAUUGUCUACACAUGAAAUUGUAUCAACUGAGCCGUCUCGUUGAAGAACAAUUACCCCAAUUAUCUACUCAUUUGACAAAGAACAAAGUUGAAUUUCACAUGUUUGCAUCUCAGUGGUUUUUAACCGUUUUCACGGCGAGAUUUCCCCUUUUCCUCGUUUUUCACAUAUUGGACGUAUUUUUACUUCAGGGAGAGGAAGCACUUUUUCAAGUGGCUCUUGCUCUUUUGACGAUGUUUAGAAAAGACUUGCAACAGUUGGAUUUUGAAAGCAUAUUAAAAUAUUUCAGAGUGACUUUGCCGAAAAAAUGCAGAUCGAAAGAAGUCGCUCAAGCCGUCAUGAAAUUAGCAUGUAGUUUAAAAGUGAAAAAAUUAAAGAAGUACGAAAACGAAUACACGGCAUUAAAAGAGGCACAAGAUAAAGCCGAAAAUUAUACAAACGAAAUGGAAAGUCUUAAAGCGGCCUUAGAACGAUCGGAAGAAGAAAAAAAAAGGUUGGAAGAAGAACUUGUACAAAUAAAAAAUAUGUUAAAACGUGAAGUUGACAGAGCAGAAUCGGAUGCUCGAAGAAACAGUUCGAUAAUAGCAGAUUAUAAACAAAUAUGUGCUAGAUUAGACAAAGAAAGUAAUAAUAUAAAAGGAAAAUUACGAGAUUUAAGAAACGAAAUGUCUAAAUGUGAAAAUUGUAAAUCGGGAAUUAAAGAAAUAGAAAUUUUAGAAGAGAAAAAAAAUAAAGAAAAUUUGGAAAAUUUAUUAAAAGAAAAAGAUCCUCAAUUGAAUCGAGCAUUGGAAAGGAUUCGCGAAUUGGAAUUGGAAUUGGCACAAACGAAAUUGGAAAGAGUCGAAGCGGAAUGUUGGAAACAAGAACUUACUCAUCAACUCCAUGCGACACUUGCGGAAUUGCAAACGGCCAAAACAUCAUGGAUACACAAAACAAUAUCGUCCAUAAAAGAAGUUACGAACAAUAAAAAAGAAAAUGAACUUUUAAUUAAUCAAAUAUCGGACGUACCAUCAUCAGGAGACAGCGGAGAAUUGAUAAAAAGAGUUUUUGCAUCAAGGAGAUCAAUGAAAGAAAAAGAACUCUUGGGAAAUAAAGAAAAAGAAUCCAAUACGAACAACGAUGUUUCUUUAACGACGACGACGACAACAACAACAACAACAACCGGACGUAAAAUUUCAUUGUCAUCUCCAGAAUUCCAGGACACGGUAAACAAUUCAAACGUUUGA